ACACCCUGCACGCCAGACGUGGCCAACGAGAGAGCGCCGACCGCCAAUGCCUCAUUUCCGAACUUGCUUCAUGGGUGUGCCAUCGCGUCAAGGGGCUCCGCUGGACGCAGACAAGGCGCCGUUCGAAGCCGUGCUGCGCAAGCUUCCGUCGCCGGUCGACUUUGCACUGCGACAUCAACUGCCGUACGACGUGCCGCCGCUCGUGCGCGUCACUGGCCUCAAAGAAGGACUAUCCCUCCCGCUGCGAUCGGCCGACGCCGACGCCGUCCUCGCUGCGUACCCGUCGGGGAUUGUGCCCGCACCGCGCGUCUCGUUUAUGAACCCCGACUGGCCCGACACGAUCGAGCGCUGCGUGCUGCCGUACGUCCGCCGCCGACUCGGGUGCACCGUCGUGUUGAAGGCGGUCUUCUCACGCUUUGUCGUGGACAAAGUCGGCUCGAAUUCCGUGCUUGCGCCCGCCCAACGGUCGCCGAGAACGUUUGGGACGCUGCUCAUCGCAUUGUCGUCGCAGGUGGAAGGCGGUGUCGUCUCGUUCACUUAUGAGGACAAGGUCCACGACUGGACAGCGCUGGCGAGCUCGACCCUCACGCGCUUUACAUUUGCAGCGACAACGCUCGCAGCAACCAUCACGACGACGCCCGUGACGAAGGGGCACCGCGUCCUGGCCGUCUACCACCUUGUGUACGCUAACGAGCAAAUGGCCUUUCUCCCGACGCCGACGCCCAUGGACGAAGCGAUCGCGCGGCUCGUGGCCGCGGCGACCUCGCCGCUCUCUCCCAAGUACAACGUCAUGGGCUACCAUUUGAAGGACGGCUGUUACGCCAACUCGUUCGACGACCUUGACGGCCGGGACCUCGCGUUCGCCCAGGCGCUCGUGGCCUCCAACGUCUAUGACGUGGCGCUCGCGCUGUUCCGAGAGCCGAGCGCGCAGCAGGCGGUCAGUGUGGUGUCGGCGACGCUGCACCCCACGCUGCAUCUGCCAUGUUUGACGCUUCAAGGCGUCGACGUACCGGCAUUCCUCUAUAACGGGGACGUCAAGAGCACCACCUUUACGUACCGCAGCACGGGCCUCGUCUUUUGGCGCAAGACGCACCGCGUGCGUCUCGUCGGCAUCGACGCCGCGGUGCGCACGCUCCACGAACGGUCCGCGCACGCUGACGGAACGUUCUGCGGCCACCUGACGUUAUCAUCGUUGGCCCGCGCCAUCUUUGAGCUUGUCGGGCCGCACGACUUUAUCGUCUGGGCGCCGUUCGGUGGGCCUCGGACCUUUUGCGCGGCGCUCGUCGACGGCCUCAACGCACUUGAUGACGCGUCGCUCGUCAACGCUUUCUGGCGCAACCACGUCGGUGUCCGCGACGAGAUGCCGCUCGAGGCGCUCGCGCCCGCGAUGCACGCGGCCCUCCAGCAGUUUGGCCCCGAAGAGCUCAUCGACGCGCUUAGCGUCGUGCUCCUGCGCUGGGGCGCCUCGUGGGCGGGCCUCUCGUUCGGCUACCGGCUCCUCGCGAGCUUGGCCGGCGUCUCGGUCGCGCCUGUCUGUCCUCGCCUCGAUGCGCCGUUCGCACGCGAGUACGUCCAGCACGGCUUUGCGUCCCUCUUGCAGUCGUGCGUUGCUCAAAAGGUUCCGAAGCUCAAGCAGGAUGCAGAUGAGGACGACGACGACGACGAAGACGAGGAAGACGAGGCGAAUGGGACGUAUGACACCAUGAUGGCGAUCGUCCGGGAUGGCAUUCCUCUCGAGCACUACCUCUGGCGGGGCCCGCUCGACGGCGCGCGGCUGCAAGGACAGCUUCCGGAUGCUCUCGUCCGCACGACGCUCGAGUACCAGCUGCCGACGCUGCGCGUCGAGGCCAUGGCUGCCAUGUACCCGGGGUUCUUUGACCCACUGCGCACCCUCACGCCAGCGUACGCGGCCUUGCAGCACACACACGACUUGUCGCUCGACUGGCUCAAGACGUCCGUGCUCGCCGAAGUGCCCGACGGCUCGAUCGGGUUUGGCCCGCCCGUAUCCUCGAUCGUCGCGAUGGUGCGAGUCCUUGACGCGCAAAAGAUGCUCACAGAAGAGAUGCUGCGACGUCGGCUCUAUUGCGCGUGGGGACCGUACUUGGCGGCCGCGAUCGCCGUCUUCCUCCAGACGACGCCGCCGAACGACGUGGGGCCGUGCGUCGCGAUCUUCGCGUACCUCGUGUCGCUGCACAAGAUCCUGCUCGAGAUCAACGUGCUCCUGACGCACUACGCGCAGCUAACGCAAACGACCGUCAGUAGCACCGACGUUCUCGGCUUGCUCAUUUUGGAUGCGCUCGACGUGUACGAGGCGCACGCGCCAGCGCUCCUCGACAGCUUCGUGUCGCACUGGCUCGACGCAGCCGCCAAUGACAUUGCGGCGCACCGGACCAUGGUCUGGACAGUCCUUACCAAGCUACAGCAGCGACUGCCGAAGAAGGUCGCGCUCUACCGCAAAAUCGCGACGGCCUCUCGUCGCAUGCUUGCCGGUGACGCGGCGCCGUUGCCGGACUUUAGCCAGCGCGACUUGGUGCUUGACUGCAACUGCCACUGCUGCGCCGAGCUCCAAGAGUUUGUACUGGCGCCGCGACAGGACCGCGUCGUCCUCGAGUGGACGCACGCGCAACCGCUGUGCGCGACCGCCCGCGACGUGGUCGUCGCCCACCCGACGCGCCUGCGCCUGAGCGAAUACGAGACCAAGGACGUCGUCCAAGGAACCUUUACCAAGCUCGACUACGACGCCAACAGCUUUGCGAUCUUGCGUGCGCUGCAAGAGCGCGACAGCGAUGCCAGCAAGGUGCGAAUGCUCACGCGACGCCUGCGCGAGCUCGACGCUGUGCCCUAACCCCAGCCCUAGCCCUCGCCAUCAUCCGUCACUGCUACGUGUAAUGCAGUUUGUCUUUACGAUCGA
Messenger RNA from Saprolegnia diclina VS20, 2911 nucleotides. RefSeq lists its product as hypothetical. The coding region runs from base 47 to 2845 and encodes 932 amino acids. The transcript has a single exon. NCBI's taxonomy places the organism in Eukaryota, Oomycota, Saprolegniomycetes, Saprolegniales, Saprolegniaceae. The record is from RefSeq and is a predicted model, not a curated record.